GAAAAUGCCCUACCAGCCCUAUAAAGAGGCUUCCUUCUCUCGGCCUUCUUCACAUCUGUCAAGACUGGGAAGAUGAAGUUCUUUGCUGUGGCUGGAAUGCUGCUGCUUGUGAUUGAAGCAAGUGGCACGCCAAUGCGAAUGGAAGUGCCAUUUGCUAAUAUGACCGGUGUUUUGGAUGACAGCGGAACAUGCCAGUGCUCGGUUUACCUGCCUGAUACAUCAUUUCCUGUACAGAAGGUGGAGAAUCUAGAAAUUCUGGCUCAGGAGCUCUCAGUAAAAUUUGACAGUGAACUUUCAAAAGUUAGCCAGUACACCAAAGCAAUUGCACUAUACGAAGAAAGGAUUCUAAAUUUAACCAUCAGGAUUGAACAGAUGGAGAAGACCAGCGUAUCUUACACGGAGUUGGAUUUCCAAUUAAUCAAACUUGAAAUCAAGGAAAUGGAGAAGCUGGUCACUCAGCUGAAGACGUCACUUACUGGAAGCAAUGUGAUCAUAGACCAGUUGUUUGUAGAGAUUAGGAAUUUGAGUGCCCUGGUGAAUGAAGUGGAACUGUUGGAUAAGAAUAACAUCCUUGCGGUUCGACGAGAAGUUGCAGCUCUGCGGGCUAAAUUGCAGGAGUGCGAAGCGGCUCGAAACCAGAGCGUCAACAUACCCUACUUCCCACCUGGGAACUGCGGUCAUGGCCCAAUUAUGAACAUCAGCCAGCCUUACAUGAUCCAGCUCAACUGGAGAGGAUUUUCUUACAAAUAUGGAGCAUGGGGCAGAUAUUCAUCUCCCCUUAACCCUGGAAAUGAACUUUACUGGGUUGCACCUCUGAAUACUGAUGGAAGAUACCUGGAAUAUUAUCGACUCCACAAUUCCUAUGAUGAUUUAUUGCUCUUCAAAGCUGCCAAGGAAUACCGAAUUCAGUAUGGUCAAGGCAGCGGCACAGUUGUUCAUAAUAAUUAUAUGUAUUACAAUGCACAUUCCUCCAGAAAUAUGGCUAAGUUAAAUUUAAGCACCAAUACGGUGGAGCUGAGCAAAUCGCUUCCAAAUGCUGUUUACAACGAUCGGUUUUCAUAUGCAGGGGUAUCUUGGCAAGACAUGGAUUUUGCUGUAGAUGAGAGUGGGUUGUGGGUUAUUUACUCAACAGAAGCCAGCCGAGGUAACAUUGUCAUUAGCAGACUUAAUGAAACAUCUCUUGAUGUGCUGAACACAUGGGAAACAAAGCAAUACAGGCCUUCGGUCUCCAAUGCUUUUAUUGUAUGUGGAGUGCUCUAUGCUACAAGGCCUGUCAACACUAGGAAGGAAGAAAUCUUCUACACUUUUGACACCAACACUGGAAGAGAAAGGACAAUAAGCAUCACUGUAGAUAAAAUGCUGGAGACCAUUCAGAGCAUCAACUACAGCCCUAUUGAUCGGAAGCUGUAUAUCUACAAUGAUGGUUACCUUAUUCGCCAUAAUUUAUAUUUCGAACCCCUUCCCUUAGCAUAGUUUUCCAGGGAGAUUAAAAACUGUUGGGAUAUUCAAGGACAUAGGGAAGCAAAGAUUUGAUCCAUUUGCAAAUCAUCAUCUAGGAUAGGAAAAAGCAUUUAUUUGGAUCUGGCCACUCCAUUACAAAUAUAAACAAAAUAAAAAAAUGUAAGAGGGUUUCAGGGAGAGUAGAGGGGAUACAAUAAGUUCAUCAGGAGGGAGUUGAAAAAUUUAUGUUUUUUUUACUUGGUGUGUUUUUAAAAGGGGUUACAGUUCUGUUUUCUGAAAAAAAAUGUGAGAAAUUGCACUACUGAAUUUCUGUGCUUCGUUGAGAAAUUUGGCAGUGUGAUGGGCAAGAGGAGGCAGGUUUUUUGAGAGAUUCUUUUGUGAAAAGAGGCUUAGGACUGCUUUUGUAUCACACACAACAGACUUAACCAGUUUCAGACCCAGUGGCUGCAUAACUUUGUUAAUGUUCAUUCCUUGAUUAUGUCUUUUUUAAAUACCAUAAUAUGUUAUGUAAACUCAGCCAGUUUGAUUGCUUUAUGGUUCAAUGUGCUGUGUGAACCCAGAAAAAGGUUAAACCAGGUUAAGCAUGUUGGGUUAACUGUUUAACUCUGAUACAGCAUAUUUUAGGUAAAAGGGACAAUCCAUUUUAGUAGACUUGGGGUCACAUGCUGACAAAGUAAAGUGAACAUGUGCCCAGUUUCAUUUAAAAAGAAGGUGCUUAACUUUGGUACUUGCAUCCAUAGGUGGGUUGGGGAUCAAAAAAGUCAAGAUGGCACCCUGAAGGGGUGGGGUUUUGAUCAUGCUGCCAUGGCAACUAUUUUGACCAGCUGCAGAUGCUGCGGGCUGCGCCUAUUCAGUUGUGCUAGGUCAUUUGCCUGUCUAGAUCUGCUGCCUUUCUGCAACUGGCGUGUAUAUUUGGUAAUAAAUGCAAAGGAAUAUCCCUACAGGUUUUUGGACUGAAUAAAAAUAAAAACAAUGCCUUAAUCUCUUCCACAGGACCUUUCUGUUUUUUUUCCCCCUCCGCCAUCCCAGUAAAUGGAUAUUUUCUUUGCAGGCUUACCAUUCCUUCUCUUAAGGCAAAAACCUGCUUUCUCCAUUUCU
This is a messenger RNA of Python bivittatus (Burmese python), 2559 nucleotides long. The record is from RefSeq and is a predicted model, not a curated record. NCBI's taxonomy places the organism in Eukaryota, Metazoa, Chordata, Lepidosauria, Squamata, Pythonidae.